This is a messenger RNA of Trichobilharzia regenti, 477 nucleotides long. The record is from the annotation of a GenBank genome assembly. Lineage: Eukaryota; Metazoa; Platyhelminthes; Trematoda; Strigeidida; Schistosomatidae.
AUGGCGGCUAGGUAUAGAGAUGUCGGGGCAAAAGUGUAUAUUGGUGAUCUGCCCAGAGAAGCCUCUGAAAGAGAACUAGAACGUAUAUUUCGAGAAUAUGGGAGGCUGCGUAAUUUCGAAGAUGCUGCAGACGCAAGUGAUGCUGUUCGCGAGCUCGAUGGGACAGUUAUGUGUGGCGUCCGUGCAAGAGUCGAACUAAGCACUGGAAAGUCACGACAGAAGCCCUGGGUACGUGGUGGUGGAGGCGGUGCUCGCAAUGGCCCAGGCCGUGACAAUGGAUUUGGUCCUCGAAGAUUGAAACCGUUUGAUCCCGCAGACAGAUGUUACGAAUGUGGUGAACGCGGACAUUAUGCUUACGACUGUCGUCGCCGAGGUGGUGGGCCAGGAGGUCAAAACGGUCGGGGAAGGCCUGAUGGCCGAAGAAGGUCGAGGUCCUUCUCGGAUCAUAGAAGUUUUUCACGAAGCCGGAGUCGUUAA